This is a messenger RNA of Zygotorulaspora mrakii, 1236 nucleotides long. RefSeq names its product retrograde cargo receptor ERV46 (gene ERV46). The record is from RefSeq and is a predicted model, not a curated record. The transcript has a single exon. Gene Ontology annotation, cellular component: endoplasmic reticulum; endoplasmic reticulum membrane; Golgi membrane. The coding region runs from base 1 to 1236 and encodes 411 amino acids. Gene Ontology annotation, biological process: endoplasmic reticulum to Golgi vesicle-mediated transport; retrograde vesicle-mediated transport, Golgi to endoplasmic reticulum. NCBI's taxonomy places the organism in Eukaryota, Fungi, Ascomycota, Saccharomycetes, Saccharomycetales, Saccharomycetaceae.
AUGAUGAUGAAGAAGUCAACAUUGUUGUCAAUUGAUGCGUUCUCUAAAACAGAAGAGGACGUAAGGAUUCGCACAAAAUCUGGUGGAAUAAUUACAUUGACAUGUGUAUUGAUAACGUGCUUCUUGCUGGUUAAUGAGUGGAUUCAGUUCAAUUCGAUUGUAAUUCGACCUGAUCUGGUCGUUGAUAGGGAUCGCCAAUUGAAACUAGAUAUUUCUCUGGAUGUAACGUUCCCGUCAGUGCCUUGUGGUUUAUUGAACUUAGAUUUAAUGGAUAAGGCCGGAGAACUAGAAUUGAAUAUACUCGAAUCUGGAUUUACCAAGACAAGAUUAGAUUCACACGGUAAUUCAGUUCAUGAUGCUGAAACGUUCAAACCUGGUGGGGAGCAAAAGGGUACAUCAGGAAUCGAUAUUACUGAUCCAGACUACUGUGGCUCUUGUUACGGCGCUCUCGACCAAGGUCGUAAUGCCGAACUGCCAAGAGAAUCCAAAUUGUGCUGCCAAACCUGUGAAGAUGUUCGUAACGCAUAUUUGGACGCAGAAUGGGCAUUUUAUGACGGUAAAGAUAUCGCACAGUGCGAACGUGAAGGCUACGUUGAGAAAAUCAACGAACAAUUAUCCGAAGGCUGUAGAGUACAGGGUGAGGCUUUGCUGAACAGAAUAGAAGGUGCUAUACACUUUUCCCCUGGCAGAGGCUACGAAAACAAGCAUGGGCAUUUCCACGAUCUUUCGCUAUACUGGAAAAAUCCACAGCUUAACUUCAACCACGUUAUCAACCAUUUGAGUUUUGGUAAGUCUGUCGAGACUAAAGCAAAAGGCAGAGUUUCGGCGGCUUCAACGGCUCCACUAGAUGGCCGUGAGGUGGCACCUGAACGCGACACCCAUAAGCAUCAAUUCUCCUACUUUGCCAAGAUUGUGCCAACCAGAUAUGAAUAUCUAGAUAAGAUGGUAGUUGAAACCGCGCAGUUCAGUGCAAGUGUUCACGACAGGCCACUGAUGGGCGGUCUGGAUAGAGAUCAUCCAAAUACCAUUCAUCAAGUAGGCGGAACACCAGGAGUUUAUGUCUAUUUCGAAAUGUCCCCACUCAAGGUCAUCAACAGAGAACAGCAUGCACAAACCUGGUCAACUUUCCUCUUGAAUUGUAUUACUAGUAUCGGAGGUGUCCUCGCAGUUGGCACAGUUAUGGACAAAGUCCUGUACAAAGCACAAACUUCCAUAUGGGGCAAGAAAAGUCAGUAA